AGGAACAUGUUGCCGCGGCUGGUCAGUUCUUUCGGAUCAGCAGCCGGCGUGUGGGGACGUGGGGCGUUCGGCAUCGUCCUGCAACAGCUUGUCCACGUGGCCAGAGCGGGCAGUCCUUUAUCAACAAUGGCUGGUGUCACUUUUGAAGAGCGAGGGACGCCCAACAGCGAGGACUACCGAAUCUACUAUCGGAACGCGGACGGCCCGAUCUCGCCGUUCCAUGACAUCCCGCUGUACGCCGACGCCGAGAAGAAGGUGUUCAACAUGGUGGUGGAGGUGCCGCGCUGGACCAACGCCAAAAUGGAGAUCGCCACCGGCGAGCGGCUGAACCCCAUCAAGCAGGACACCAAGAAGGGCAAGCUGCGCUACGUGGCCAAUGUGUUCCCGCACCACGGCUACAUCUGGAACUACGGCGCCCUGCCUCAGACCUGGGAGAACCCGCACGUCACGGACGAGUCGACCGGCUUCAUGGGCGACAAUGACCCCAUCGACGUCUGCGAGCUGGGCAGCAAGGUGUGCCGGCGGGGUGAGGUGCUCCAGGUGAAGGUGCUAGGGGUGCUGGCCAUGAUCGACGAGGGCGAGACGGACUGGAAGCUCCUUGCCAUCAAUGUGGAUGACCCGCUGGCCGAACAGCUGAACGACGUGGCCGACGUGGAGAAGCUGAUGCCCGGCUACCUGAGCGCCACCGUCGAGUGGCUCCGGCUGUACAAGGUGCCCGACGGCAAGCCGGAGAACAAGUUCGCCUUCAACGGCGAGGCCAAGGACCGCGAGUUCGCUCACAGCGUGAUCUCGGACACGGCCGACCACUGGCGGGAGCUGGUCACGGGCAAGGCGGACGCCGGCGGCCUGGACAUCCACGCGGUGACCGUGGACGACGCCCAGAUGAAGCUGGAGAAGGACGAGGCGGAGGCGGUGCUCGCCGGCGCCCCGACCCUCCACCCGCCGGCGCCGCUCGACAACAGCGCAGUCAACAAGGUGUCCUUCCUGUCCAACUCGAACUAGCCGCUGCUCCCUGCUGUCACGUGCGUGGACCGGCGUCCGUCUCGUGACGUCACGGCCGGCCCGCGGACGGUCUGUGACGUCACGGCGGAGAAGUCGUCGGGGAUCUGAAACGCAGGCUCGGCCGGGGGCGUAUUCGGCGUCGGAGCUCUUCAGCCACGUUGCUGCUGUGUGGCGACAUCUUGCCUCGCCCGGGACAUUGCCGUCAGGCAGUUGUCUCCACGUGGCUUGCCUGCGAAAUUGUUGUGACCUGUUUUAUUAUUGCUUCUUAAUGUGCCAGCGUUAGCGCAGGCAUCGAAAACGCAGGCCUUUCUUCGUCGUCGUCGCAUGCGUAUGUGGUCGGUUUUUAAUCGAUAGCGUGACGUCACAGAUCCUGUAUGUCUAAUCUACUCGGCACGAAGCUUUUAGGCGACGGUGGUUCGGUGUGAUACUCGGACGUGUGCUCUGUACUUAAGGAACCAAGCUGCCAGCGAAAUCAAACGUCGGCUCCCAAAUUCACGUACUUAAUGCAGGCGACGCCGAAGCCCGCUCGUGUCGUGUUCCAGGUUGUGGCCAUGUGGCGACGGGUGAGUGUGUCCGCUGGUGGGUGACCGGGCGCGCACGCGGAGCACUGUCGUACCGCCGUGAGCAACUCGUCCUGCACUGAACGACGCCAAUACACUUGCGUCGUGUUCUGCG
Messenger RNA from Pollicipes pollicipes, 1677 nucleotides. RefSeq names its product inorganic pyrophosphatase. The coding region runs from base 7 to 1002 and encodes 331 amino acids. The transcript has 9 exons. Gene Ontology annotation, biological process: phosphate-containing compound metabolic process. Lineage: Eukaryota; Metazoa; Arthropoda; Thecostraca; Pollicipedomorpha; Pollicipedidae. The record is from RefSeq and is a predicted model, not a curated record. Gene Ontology annotation, molecular function: inorganic diphosphate phosphatase activity; magnesium ion binding. Gene Ontology annotation, cellular component: cytoplasm.